AUGGAAACCUCCGCUACUGAAUGUCUCGAGAGCACUACACUCCACUUCGAUUGGACAUUCCAUGGCAUCAAAGAUUUGCUUGAAGCCAGCCAAGGUAAUGCAAAGUCUAAAGUCACCAAGUCAAUGAAGUUCGGUGGUGGCCGCUGGCAGAUCUUAUUCUAUGCGAAUUCUGGCACUGCGAAUACCGAUGGAGUGGCGUUCAUCAGUUUAUAUCUUUCAUGCGAGCCGACCGUGGAAGAAAAAGACUGUGCCGUGGAUGGCAAAUGGGUUCGCGAAGGGCUUUUCACCUUUGGCUUCGAGCUACGCAACGCUUCAAAGUCAAUAACUUUUGGCUCAAAAGAGGCAAAGAAACAUUCUUUCACUUCGGAGACGCAGAAUUGGGGCUGGGCUCAAUUCCUCAAGAGAGAACAGCUUUAUGCAUAUCCAUCAAUAAGACAGCAGGACACUUUAGUUAUUAUAUGCACCAUUACAUCUGCGCAAAUUGUUACUGCCCCUCAACCCACAAUAUCAUAUCGAACAGUCCCCAAGGCUCUGCUCAGUGCUGUGGGUGGACUACUUGAUGACCCCAUGUACUCCGAUGUGGAGUUCAUAUUACCUAGGAAGGGCAGCAAGACAGCAAAUGCAAGACGGAUCUAUGCUGCCCGCAAACUGCUCAGCAGAGUAGAAUAUUUUGAUACAAUGUUCCGAUCAGGAUUUGCGGAGGCUUCGUUCAACGUCCGGAUGCUACACGCCGCUUCGAUGCGAAACACGGACCCCAUCGAAGAGAGUGGCGGGAACUCAAUUAUGAGCCAAUUCGAGGAUUCUGAUGACGAAAACGACGAAGACAAAAUGGUGGUCGAUACAGAUAUCGACAUUGGAGAAAUUGACAACAACACCCACUCACAAGUGCCCUCCUACCUCGAAAGUCACGCCAAUGAUAACGGUACAGAAUCUUGGACAUCCAUCACUGGAGAUGACGGGCCGCAUGAAGGUCAAGUAGACUUAGAUGACAACCCACAGCGAAAUGUGCGAGCAAAGUUGUCACAUCCAUCUAGUCCUCGAAGUGUAGAUGCUAUCCUAACGAACGACGUUGGCGUUCAAUCGGAUAUCCCUGUUCCUGCUCCAAGAUCCCCUCAAAUGCCCCCUGGGCCUCUCAAGGUCCAGAUCCUGGUGGAAGAUGUCGCCUAUGCAACAUAUCGUGCUGUUCUCUACUAUAUCUAUACGGGUUUCAUCACUUUCGCCCCGCUUUCAUCCUCGUUUCAUGCUGUCGCGGAGCAGUCACCAAAAUUACUCGCAGGAGACUCUACAGGCUCUGCCUCCGGGAGCCAGUUUACCAUUUCAUCCGGACAGCGGCCUCAUCUACAGCACUCGGAAAGCACGCCAAUCACGGGUGCAACAGUUCCACAGUCACGAAAGGAAUGGAUAGCUCAGUGGGAGAGAAAUAACCCGGUCGACCUGCCCCGCCCGUGCUCUGCCAAAGCUGUGUAUAGGCUGGCUGAUAAAUACGACUUGCAAGAACUGAAGCAACGUGCAUUCCGGUACAUCAUCAGGUCACUUACGGUCGAUAACGUGGCCUACGAGGUCUUCUCGAGUUUCACUGCUACUUUUGAAGACGUGCGCAAGGUGCAGGUGCGCUUCUUCCUCGACAACUGGAGCGAGAUUCGUCGAUCGGAAUCUAUGCGCAGCGUCUGGCAGGAAAUCAGGAUAGGAAGGCAUCCAGGCUUCGAAGAAGUCUGGCCCAUUAUCGCCCUCCAGCUCGAAUAUCAAGCCCCUGUUUUGGAAGCAACGCGCGAUGGGAAUGCUGCAGGCGGGGCGUAG
This is a messenger RNA of Postia placenta MAD-698-R-SB12, 1797 nucleotides long. RefSeq lists its product as hypothetical. Bases 1 to 1797 code for a protein of 598 amino acids. Gene Ontology annotation, cellular component: cytoplasm. Gene Ontology annotation, biological process: regulation of proteolysis; proteasome-mediated ubiquitin-dependent protein catabolic process. Gene Ontology annotation, molecular function: ubiquitin protein ligase binding. The record is from RefSeq and is a predicted model, not a curated record. The transcript has 13 exons. Lineage: Eukaryota; Fungi; Basidiomycota; Agaricomycetes; Polyporales; Adustoporiaceae.